Messenger RNA from Scomber scombrus (Atlantic mackerel), 1649 nucleotides. RefSeq names its product pseudouridine synthase 1 (gene pus1). Gene Ontology annotation, molecular function: RNA binding; pseudouridine synthase activity. The coding region runs from base 215 to 1480 and encodes 421 amino acids. Lineage: Eukaryota; Metazoa; Chordata; Actinopteri; Scombriformes; Scombridae. Gene Ontology annotation, biological process: tRNA pseudouridine synthesis; mRNA pseudouridine synthesis. The record is from RefSeq and is a predicted model, not a curated record. Gene Ontology annotation, cellular component: nucleus. The transcript is spliced from 6 exons.
UAGACAGCUGCACUUUGCGCUACAUUAAUAAUUAUAUAUGAGGACAGUCAUAACAUUUACUCCUUUAAUCAACAGCACAUUUGCUCAGCACACUGUAUAAUUCCUCCACGGAUUCAUUUAAGUUGUUUUUUAGCUGUACAUCCUGCGCUGUUGCGCAUUAGCUUCCUUAGUUGAGCUCAUAUGGUAGUUUCAUGAUGGCUUAACAUAGUGUGACAUGUUUAAAAUCCGACCACUGUUGAGUGCCUUAGUAAACCACAGAGUGACAUCAGAGAGAAACGGUGGACUUUAUAAGUUAUUUUGCAUGAUGAGUGAAGGGUCCAAAGAUGAGCAGACAGCCAAGCUGCUGAAAAGAGCCAAUGAGGAAAAUGAAAGCUCUGCUGAGAAGGAACACACCACGAAAAGAAUAAAAACAGAAGGGGAACACGCUGAGGAUGAAAGGAAAUAUCCCAAGAAGAAAGUAGUCCUCCUUUUGGCAUACUGUGGAAAGGGAUACUAUGGCAUGCAGAGAAAUCCUGGCACCUCUCAGUUUAGGACCAUUGAGGAUGAACUGGUCACUGCACUUGUUAAAUCGGGUUGCAUUCCUGAAAACCAUGGAGAUGACAUGAAGAAGAUGUCUUUCCAAAGAUGUGCCAGAACAGACAAGGGUGUGUCUGCAGCUGGUCAAGCGGUGUCUCUAAAGGUGCGCUUGAUUGAAGACAUCGUUGAAAAAAUCAACGAGCAUCUGCCACAGCAGGUCAGGGUGCUAGGUCUGAAACGAGUGACCCAAGGUUUCAAUUCUAAGAACAACUGUGACGCUCGUACAUACUCCUACAUGCUUCCAACCGUGGCCUUUUCCCCGAAAGACUAUGAUACAGGGAAUAUAUCAGCCUUUCGCCUGGAGCCAGAGACCCUUCAAAAGGUCAACCGUGUGUUCUCUCUCUACAAAGGCACUCAUAACUUCCACAACUUCACCUCUCAGAAGGCUCCGACUGACCCCAGUGCCCGCCGCUACAUCACAGAGAUGUCCUGUGGAGAGCCUUUUAUCCGCAGCAAUACUGAGUUUGCGGUGAUCACUGUGCGAGGUCAGAGCUUCAUGCUGCACCAGAUCCGCAAGAUGAUUGGUCUGGUGAUUGCGGUGACCAAGGGCUACGUGACGGAGGAAGUGAUCGAGCGCAGCUGGGGACAAGAAAAGGUGGAUGUGCCCAAAGCUCCGGGACUUGGGUUGGUCCUGGAAAAGGUUCACUUUGACAGGUAUAACAAACGAUUUGGAGGGGACGGGCUACAUGAGGUCCUGGAUUGGGACAAAGAAGAGGAGAAGAUCAAGGCCUUUAAGGAGGCUCAAAUUUACCCCACCAUUGUUGAGACCGAGUGUCAGGAGGGCUCUAUGGUCAGCUGGAUGUCCACACUCCCAAUCCAUGACUUUCAAGCAACAGCUACUAGAACACAAGAUGAUAAGGACCAGAAACAGGACAAUGCAGAUGUAGGAAAUGACUCUGAUUAGGCCACCCUGUCUGCUCAAAGAAGAGGCAUUUUCUCAACAAACUUUCUCUUAUUUCCCUGGAAUUGUCUCUCUUUUUGGGUGUGGAAGAAAAUCUUUCAAGGUUGACUUUUUUUUUUUUUUAGUGGAAUUGUUUCUCUUAUACAUAUGUUAUUAAAUACAAAUAACAAAA